Blepharisma stoltei is the source of this 840-nucleotide messenger RNA. The record is from the annotation of a GenBank genome assembly. Lineage: Eukaryota; Ciliophora; Heterotrichea; Heterotrichida; Blepharismidae.
AUGGAUUUCAGAACAACUUAUUCAGCAUAUCAGAACAAUUCUAAUAUCGAUGAUCAAUCGCUAAUUCAAGCUUACCAAGAUUAUCAUAAUGCUUAUCAGCAAAAGACAUGCCUUUAUAAUAUUAUACGAGAACACAAGAGAUCUAUUUUAAUUAUUUAUAACACUGAAACUGAAACCCAAGAAAUAAAAAUCUUGAAGACUUCGCAACCAAUAGACCAAUGAACUUGCGUAGCUCAACUUCCAAAUGGUAAGCUAUUCUGUUUUGAUCAUCGUCGAGUUUCUGGAAUUGCAGUGCUAAUUGAUAUGAAUGGCGAAGUCAAAGUGUUGCCAUCUGGAACUUCUUGCAAAUACUCAUCAUGCAUCUAUUUCAACAACAGCGUCUAUUGCUUUGGAGGAUUUUCUAAUCGUUUUUUAACUCUAUCUAGUAGAUUUGAUUUAUAUCAAAAUCGAUGAAUUCAGUUAGCUCCAAUGCCAAAAGCUGAUGAAACGUGUAAUAGUGUAAUAUUUAAUGGGAAUAUUUUGAUUUCUGGAUAUAGAAGCAAAAAUCUUUUUUUAUAUUCAAUCGAUAUUAACUCUUUCUCGACGAUUACUUAUGAAUUUGGAGCAAUCACAAGAAAGGUUCUGAUAAGUGCAGAGAGACUGUACUUGAUUGAAUUCGGUGGAUCAAUCUAUGAAAGCGAAAUUGGAAGUUACAUGAAUUGGAGACGACUAGUAGACUUAACAAUCAUAAAUCCCAGUCAAGUGUAUUGUGUAUAUAAUAAAGGAGGAAUAUACGCUGGAUUAGACAGAGACCAUUACUUCAAGUUUGAUUUGAAUGAGAAGAAAUUGAUUGCUUUAUAA